ACACGUCUUGUAAUACAAAUGCGUGUCAAACGGACCUAAUUCAGAACAUGCCUUACCUUUAAAAAAAAAUUAAAAUAAUAAUAAUAAUAAUAAAAUGACCAUAACACAUCCUGUUGUUUUACUAUAACAUUGCUGAGUGCGGCUCAUGUUUCACACACACACACACAAUAUAUAUAUAUAUAUAUUGACCAAAAAAUCAAAUAAAAAAGCAUGGUCUUUCCGUCCUCAAUUGAAUGUCUUUGAGGCGCAGGACGACCUCUACAUCCCAGAAGCGUCUUCUAAAUGUGCUGAAUGUGAAGAUCAGGAGAACCGCACAUUCAGUUUUCCUUCUAUCGAUGAGGGUGACGGUAGAUGGUGUUCGCGUCCUUGGUGUCAAAGCCAGUGCUGUGGUGUGUGUGUGUGUGUGUGUGCGUGUGUAUGAGAGAGAGCGAGAGAGAGAGAAAGAGAGAGAGAAACGCGCCAUAUGCAGCCUUUUAACACACACUGCAUCACCUGCCGGACGCGGACGCACCAUCCAGCUCACUAACACCAAAAAAGCGCGCCUUGAAUUUCAUUUAAAUUAUUAUUAUUAUUAUUAUUAUUAUUAUUAUUUACAUUUUGUUUCCAUCAUCUUUAUUUGUCACUUAUUAUCAGUGCUGACUCAAGGAGGACGACUGGUCGCUUUAGGAACCGUGACGCUCUGACAUGGAUUUGAUGGAUCACCUCUAGUGCGCGCGUCCUCAAAGUGCGCCUUGUAUAAUUAUAAUAAUAAUAAUAAUUUUUUAAACCCCCCCCCCCCUUCCGGAUAACGUUCUUUCCAAAUUUACUUUGGAGAUACUUCUUCUUCGUCUUGUCUUGCACCUGAAGAGCAGCGCGGUGAGACAGCACGAACAGCAGUGUAACGUUAAGGGAGCACGUUUCUCCCCUGAAUGUGCUGACGGAGAGAGCUCAGGAUGCCCCGCGCGCACUCCCAUCACGCUGCGCACCGCGCUUCAUGUGCUCGGAGAACUGAAUUCUGAAUUAGGAAGUACUGCGUUUGAAGUUUUCGAGUUGAACUCCGAUCCCUUUUGUCGUCGUGAUCAUGCCUGUGAACGCCAUGCCGAGAGCAGGGGGCGGCUCUCUGAGUCCGGCGGCGCUGUCCCGCAGCCUUUCCCGGCUCAGGGAGCUCCGAACGCGGACUCGCCUCAUGCUGUCGCUCGGUGUGGCGCAGAUGGUGCUCGGGAGUCUCAUUUUGGCUGUGAGCUUCGCCGCUUUGGCUCUUACUACCUCUCCCAGAGUCAGGCAUUCCUGUCCUUUCUGGGCCGGCUUCUCGGUGCUGCUGUCAGGUCUGAUUGGAGUCGUGUCAUGGAAAAGACCUCUCUCUCUGGUGAUCACCUUCUUCAUGUUGCUGUCUGCAGUCUGCGUGAUGUUGAACCUGGCGGGCGCCAUCUUGUCCUGUCAGAACGCUCAGCUGGUCAACUCUCUGGAGGAUUGCCAACUGAUAAAGUUCGACAGUGACGGGGUGUGUGUUUGCUGUACGCUCCAGCACCAGAGCUCCAGCUGCAACAAUUUGGGAGAGACGCUCAAACUCAACCCGCUGAGGGACUGCAAUACCAUACGCCUGCGUCUGAAGGAGCUGUUGUUUAGUGUAUGUGCAUUAAAUGUCAUCUCCACCAUCGUGUGCGCUCUUGCCACGGCCAUGUGCUGCAUGCAGAUGGUCUCUACUGAUAUUCUGCAGAUGUUCAUGCCUCACAGGGCGCGGACUCUGAGCGCCGACUGCAUGACCCCUCACGGCACCAUCCUUCACCAGACGCUGGACUUCGACGAGUUCAUCCCGCCCAUCCCCCCUCCGCCGUACUACCCUCCAGAGUACACCUGCACCCCCGUACUGGAGGGACAGAGAGGUCUGCAUCUAGACUUCCCUCACACCCCCUUCAGUGCCAUAUACGGUGUUCCCAUUAACAGCCCGGGAAUCGUGUAUCCGUCCGAGCUGCCUCCCCCGUACGAGUCGGUGGUGGGUCAGACCCCCGCCAGCCAGGCCACCACCAGUUUGGAGCAGCAGGCCAGCGAGUCCAGCGUGUGCGAGAGGAACACGGCGACCGGCCUCAGCACUCAGGCGUCAGUGGACAGCGCGUCCCCGAUGGUGUCCGAAUCAGCAGACGUCCCUGACCAGAGCUGUUCCUCAGAUGAUCUGUGCUCUCUGGAGGUCCAGGGUUCUGAUUUAUCUCCAUACACGACCCUCUGUACCAGCUGCACCAGCCCGGAGCACAGCACUCGCUCUCACGCUCGCUCUCACACUAACCUGGAUCCCAGCGAGUCCUCGAUCACGCAGGACCCCGUCACCCGCUGCCUCGAGAACGUUGUCGCGCCUGAGAGGGACGAGAGCUCCAUAACCACCCAGCUUUCAACUGAGUCAAGAGAGCGAGUCAGUAUGAAGCUAACACUUCCUGUUCCUCCAGUACCCGAAGUCCAGCCUUGUGCCUCCGACUCUGGUGCUUUACCAUCUCCUUCAGGGCGACCGCGGGGCGCCCGGUUAUGCUUCAGCGUCUGGUCACCUUCUUCAACCUCCGUGCCACCUCCCUCCUCUACCUCAGCACGCACACUCCGAGCCAGGCGGUACCGCAAGCUAGCGAGGAUCGUGCGGUCCACCAGCGACCCUAUUUCCUGUAACUCUGUAGAUAGACCUGACAGCUGUGGUUGUAAUUCUACAGCAUUCACGGAGCUUUCAGGCGGUACCGCAUCCCGGUGUGCCAAACACAACGGCCUUGGAUCGAAGAAGCAGAAGGAUUGCGGGAAAGCAGAACUCCGUCUGAAAGGCCGCACGCUGCACCCCGCCUCCAGCGAGCGCCCUCACUCUCUAGCCGACCUCCAGACCUACAAAGACACUAAGAUCCUGGUGGCGCGAUUCCUGGAGCACUCCAGCUGCAGCCUGCCUCCUGAAGUGCAGCAGGUGGUCAACAGCAUCAAGUGCGUCAUCAAAUCGGAUGAGAAGCACAUGGAGGAGGCCAUGUUCAGCGCCAGUAUUCUUGAUCAGGUGAUGUCACACUCGCAGCCAAUCACAAGCAGCUUCCAAAAACACGACGAUCUGCAUCUAAAAAGCUGUGGGGCUCUGAGUUCCCCGUCCUUGCGCCGGUGUAAUAAACCUCGGGUAUCAGGCCAAAUGGAUGCUAGUGGUGACCCGGGUCACGACCUUCCUCAACGACCCAAAAGCCUCAUCAGUGUGUGCAGGGAAACCAUCCUCUGACCUCUGAACUGUGGACCACAGGACUCCUCCCACUCAUAAACUUUCGUGCCAAGGCUCAUCAGCAGGAACAGUAGCACUCAGCUCAGAAUGCAUCAAAUCAUCAAAGAAUAAAACAUUACAUAAAAGAAUGAUCAUUUUCAGGGGUUGUUUUUUUUUAUUAUUAUUUAUUUUGUCUGACAGUCUAAAAUGUUUGCAAGUUUGGCGUUUCGGUUCUGUUAUGGAUUAAAAAAAGGAGACAAUGCUACGUUUUGGAAGGAAAAGAGCGAUGAAUCUGACUCUUAGCAAAACUGUGAUUCUCAUGAGGACAGGAUUUUGUUGUUUGGUGUGAGACUGUGGGAAAAAAAAACCCCUCCACAUUGUUGGAUUACUUAACUUACCUCAGUGUGAUGUUCUUUUCAGUGUUAUGAAUAAAAAAAGAUCGGUUUGUAA
Molecule: messenger RNA, 3631 nt
Organism: Ictalurus punctatus (channel catfish)
Lineage: Eukaryota; Metazoa; Chordata; Actinopteri; Siluriformes; Ictaluridae
Gene: entrep2
Product: family with sequence similarity 189 member A1
Exons: 12
Coding region: 1061-3202 (713 amino acids)
Cellular component (GO): membrane
Source: RefSeq, a predicted model, not a curated record